CUCGGAAGGGGAGGAACCGGGGCGUGCAGGACUGGGGCCUGUGUAUCACCUGCUGUAACAAUAAAAAGACCACAAAAUGGAGAAGCUCGGCCUCGGCCAAGAGGAGGAGAGUAACAACCAGCAGGCCAUGGCCGCGCAGAGCCCAGGAGACUCACACCGCGAGAGCAUCCAACGCUGCAUCCAGUCCCUGGUGCACUCCUACCAGUGCCACAACGCCAGCUGCUCCCUGCCGUCCUGCCAGAAGAUGAAGCAGAUAGUGCAGCACACCAAGGACUGCAAGCGGAAUACCAACGGCGGGUGUCCCAUCUGCAAGCAGUUCAUCGCCCUCUGCUGCUUCCAUGCCAAGCACUGCCAGGAGAACGUGUGCCCCGUGACCUUAUGCUUAUAUAUCAAGCAAAAGCUCCGGCAGCAGCAGCUGUAGCACCGGCUCCAGCAGGCCCAGAUGAUCCGAAGGAGGUUGGCCUGCAUGCAGCGGACUGGGGCGGUGGGGCAGCAGCAGGGCCUGCCUUCCCCGACUCCUGCUACUCCAACCACGCCAACGGGUCAGCAGCCAAGCACCCCGCAGACACCCCAGCCCCAGCCCCCCUCGCAGCCUUAGCCCUCCCCUCCCAACAGCAUGCCGCCCUAC
This is a messenger RNA of Sorex fumeus (smoky shrew), 628 nucleotides long. RefSeq names its product histone acetyltransferase p300-like. The transcript is spliced from 2 exons. Gene Ontology annotation, molecular function: histone acetyltransferase activity; chromatin DNA binding; transcription coactivator activity. Gene Ontology annotation, biological process: positive regulation of transcription by RNA polymerase II. Gene Ontology annotation, cellular component: histone acetyltransferase complex; transcription regulator complex. NCBI's taxonomy places the organism in Eukaryota, Metazoa, Chordata, Mammalia, Eulipotyphla, Soricidae. The record is from RefSeq and is a predicted model, not a curated record. The coding region runs from base 77 to 421 and encodes 114 amino acids.